Messenger RNA from Clunio marinus, 246 nucleotides. The record is from the annotation of a GenBank genome assembly. Lineage: Eukaryota; Metazoa; Arthropoda; Insecta; Diptera; Chironomidae.
AUGAGUGGGAUAGCUAUGGAUAGUCAAUGGAAUCAUGAAGCAAAUACUUUUGCAAUGGAUAAUAGCGACUAUGAGAAAGCAUUCGAGACUUACAUCAGCGAUGUGGAAGACGAUGACGACAUCUUCCUGAAGACGCUAUUGAAAGCAAAAAGUCAAACAGCUUUCAAUUCUAACACAACAAUGACCAUGAAAUUGCACAAAGCAAAAUAUAUGAAAAAACAGCACACUCGAAGUUUAAAAUAUUAA